ACGGGGUGAACUGGUUGGGUGAGGAAGCAGGUGAUGAUGUCACAGAAGAAUGCAGCAAGUGCCAGUAGUCUGGUAUCACAGGUGAACACGCUCCCAGCUGAGGUGCUGAUGGACAACCCGGCGUACACAGACAUCAUUAUACCUGCGUCCCCACCCCCUUCCUACCAGGAGGCCAGUGCGUGUCCUCCCCAAAGAACCCAGGUGCCAAGCACACCUCCUCCUGCCUACACACCUGGAGGCUUACCUCCCAGCUACAGAGAAACAGAUCGUCGCCAUGGGAACAGAGCGGAUCCAUACCCUGUCCUCUCCAUCCCAGGAAAUGGAGUGACUCAUCAAGAAGUACAUGCCAGUCCAGUGGUAGUAGUGACCCAGCCCACAUCAGCACUGGGGGACUGUCCCAUGGCCACCGUGUGUCCACACUGCCACCGCCAGGUCACCACCAGCGUUACACACAAGGCUGGCAUGGCAGCGUGGUCCAUGUGUAUGCUUCUCACACUGCUGGGGUUGAUAUGUGGAUUCUGCCUCAUCCCAUUCAUGAUCGACGGUUGCAAGGACGUUCACCACUCCUGCCCACAGUGCCAUCGUCACCUUGGCAUUUACGUACGGAAAUAGCACAGGCCACACACACACACACACACGCACGCGCACU
This is a messenger RNA of Engraulis encrasicolus (European anchovy), 649 nucleotides long. RefSeq names its product lipopolysaccharide-induced tumor necrosis factor-alpha factor homolog. The record is from RefSeq and is a predicted model, not a curated record. Lineage: Eukaryota; Metazoa; Chordata; Actinopteri; Clupeiformes; Engraulidae. Gene Ontology annotation, cellular component: cytoplasmic side of late endosome membrane; nucleus; cytoplasmic side of lysosomal membrane. Gene Ontology annotation, molecular function: zinc ion binding. The transcript has 5 exons. Bases 34 to 612 code for a protein of 192 amino acids.